AUGGUCUCCAAAAUUGCCAUUGCGCAUGUUCUAUUCCAGGUUUUUCUCUGCCAAAAGUUUCAACCUUUAGAAGCACAAACUUGGGUACAAGCUGGUUAUUGGUAUUCUGGGAGUGGAUUUCCCAUUUCAGAUAUCAACUCAGCUCUAUAUACUCACCUCAUAUGUGCUUUUGCUGAAGUGAACUCUUCUUCAUAUGAGCUCUCUGUCUCCCCAGAUGAUGAGCAAUCCUUCUCUUCAUUCACAGCUACUGUCAAACAAAAGAACCCAUCCAUCACUACACUUCUUUCCAUUGGUGGUGGAAAUGGUAAUUACACUGUCUUAUCAUCAAUGGUACGCAGUUCUUCUUCAAGGAAAUCUUUCAUUCAAUCUUCAAUAAAAAUAGCCAUGCUUUAUGGGUUUCAAGGCUUGGACCUGUCUUGGGCUACUGUUGAGACAAGUUCUGACACGAGCAAUAUGGGAAGGCUUUUUGAAGAGUGGAGAGCAGCAGCAAAAUCUGAGGCAGAAAAUAACUCUUCUACUACUGAGUUGAUCUUAACUGCAUCUGUUCAAUUUAGACCAGUUUUGGCUUUUUCAUCUUACCCGGUGGAGUCUAUUCAGAGUAACUUGAAUUGGGUAACUGUUAUGGCCUUUGAUUACUACAUGCCCCAGCGGACAAAUUUUACUGCUGCAUUUGCAGCCUUGUAUGACCCUUCAAGUUAUGUAAACACAGACAGUGGUAUAAAGGAAUGGAUUGGUAGUGGAGUAGCAGCUAACAAGUUGAUUUUGGGGUUUGCUUUCUAUGGAUAUGCUUGGAAACUUAGAAACUCCAAGGAAAAUUCAAUAGGUGCAUCAGCAACAGGUCCAGCAAUUACAGAAGGGGGAGAUAUGAGCUAUAAGGAUAUUAAGGCUUAUAUUCAACGAUAUGGAGCUAUAGUCCUGUACAAUGCUACUUAUGUAGUCAAUUACUUCUCCGUUGGAUCAACUUGGAUAGAUUUUGAUGAUGUUGAGGUCAUCAAAAUUAAGGUGUCUUAUGCCAAGGAAAAGAAGUUGCUUGGUUACGCUGUGUGGCAAGUUCCUUAUGAUGACAAUUGGGUGCUUUCUAGUGCUGCAGCUGAACAGGUUGACCAAAAUAGACACCAUAGUCGGCGAUUAUUAGUGAUAAUUUUGAUCACAACCUCUCUGUCUAUUCUCCUAUUCGGCAUCUUAAUUUACUACCUAAGGAGGAGAUUCUUCAAACCAACAGUUAAUGCAUCCAGAAAUUCAAGAUCUAAUGUGAAUAAAGACGCUUCAGAACUUUUUCACGGCAAUGCUCCUGAUUUACAAGUUUUCAGCUAUUCUGAUAUUGUGCUGGCUACUGAUGGAUUUUCAAUUGAAAAAAAGCUUGGCCAGGGUGGCUAUGGUCCUGUUUACAAGGGCAUCCUACCUGAUGGUCAAGAAAUAGCUGUGAAAAAGCUAUCUAAAGCAUCUACACAAGGAUUUGAAGAAUUCAAAACUGAAGUGAUGUUAACUGCUAGACUUCAACAUGUGAAUCAUGUUCGGCUGUUGGGUUACUAUAUUGACGGAGAAGAACAAAUGUUGAUCUACGAAUACAUGCCAAACAAAAGCCUAGACUUCUACCUAUUUGACCCUAUGAGGAAGUUCCUUCUGGAUUGGGGAAAACGCAUAGAUAUCAUUGAAGGAAUUAUUCAGGGGCUUCUUUAUCUACAAGAAUAUUCUAGAUUGACAAUAAUCCAUAGAGACAUAAAAGCUAGCAAUAUUUUGUUAGACAGUGAGAUGAAACCAAAAAUCUCAGACUUUGGUAUGGCAAGGAUAUUCAGAAAAGACAAACAUGAAGCAAACACUAGCAAAAUUGUGGGAACAUAUGGUUAUGUUUCUCCUGAAUAUGUUAUGAAAGGCUUGUAUUCUACUAAAUCCGAUGUGUACAACUUUGGGGUUCUACUUCUACAAAUUGUAAGUGGUAGGAAGGUGGCAUGCCUUUAUGGUGAACAUGAAAAUUUAAACCUUAUGGAGUAUGCUUAUGAGCUUUGGAAAGAAGGGAAAGGCAUGGAUUUUACGGACCCUUCACUUGAUGACAUGAGUUCAACAUGUAAACUAUUAAAGUGCAUGCAAAUAGCUCUAUUAUGCGUGCAAGAAGAUGCAAAUGAUAGACCCUCUGUGAAGGAAAUUUCUUCAAUGUUGAAAAAUGACAAUAUUCAGACAAUUCCCAAAAGGCCUGCAUUUUCAACAAAUAAAGCUCCGAAUGAAUUUAUUAUGCAUCGAGAAAAAUGUUCAGUCAACGAUGCAUCAAUCUCUGAAGCUGUGGCUCGAUAG
Molecule: messenger RNA, 2289 nt
Organism: Abrus precatorius (Indian licorice)
Lineage: Eukaryota; Viridiplantae; Streptophyta; Magnoliopsida; Fabales; Fabaceae
Product: G-type lectin S-receptor-like serine/threonine-protein kinase At4g03230
Exons: 7
Coding region: 1-2289 (762 amino acids)
Biological process (GO): protein phosphorylation; carbohydrate metabolic process
Molecular function (GO): chitin binding; protein kinase activity; ATP binding
Source: RefSeq, a predicted model, not a curated record